Molecule: messenger RNA, 13558 nt
Organism: Cebus imitator (Panamanian white-faced capuchin)
Lineage: Eukaryota; Metazoa; Chordata; Mammalia; Primates; Cebidae
Gene: AKAP13
Product: A-kinase anchoring protein 13
Exons: 37
Coding region: 438-8948 (2836 amino acids)
Biological process (GO): adrenergic receptor signaling pathway; regulation of Rho protein signal transduction; positive regulation of canonical NF-kappaB signal transduction
Cellular component (GO): actin cytoskeleton; membrane
Molecular function (GO): MAP kinase scaffold activity; guanyl-nucleotide exchange factor activity
Source: RefSeq, a predicted model, not a curated record
UUUUGGUUGAUAGAGGCUAGGGAGGAUUGAAGGAAGUGUAAAGGCUUGAAUUUGGCAGUCUCUUUGCCGGAUAUCUAUUUUAACCCCUGCCGAAGUUAAUUUACAUAAAACCCAGCUGUGUGUGAAGUUUUCUAAAUUUAAAGUUUAUUCUUAUUACUGUAGGGAUAGGAGUGUCAGUACUUACUGAAUUUAUGGUCUUGCUCUCCUGUGUCUGGACCUCCUGGCAGCUUCUAGUUCCCGUUUCCUUUGGAUAACAGGAUACAGCUGGUGGCAGAAUUCUCACCUGUGGAAUGGCCAUUGGGAGUUUUCUUCUCCAUGUAGGUUUUAGCAAAGCAGCAGAAACCAUUUUUGCAGGAAACCACAAGCCUGUGUUAAACACGAAAAGAGAAUUGAAAUAACAUGUCCAUGAGUUCCUCUUUCCAGAGGUACCAACCAUCAUGUGGGAUCCUAAGUAUAGUGUGUCCUGGGUCAUGAAACUUACUCCACAGCAAGCUCCCUUAUAUGGCGAUUGUGUUGUUACAGUGUUGCUUGCUGAAGAGGACAAAGUUGAAGAUGAUGUAGUAUUUUACUUGGUAUUUUCGGGUUCCAACCUCCAUCACUGUGCAAGUACUCGGAAGGUCAGUUCUGAUACAUUGGAGACAAUUACUCCUGGUCAUGACUGCUGUGAGACAGUGAAGGUGCAGCUCUGUGCUUCCAAAGAGGGCCUUCCUGUGUUUGUGGUGGCUGAAGAAGACUUUCAUUUCAUCCAGGAUGAAGCGUAUGAUGCGGCUCAAUUCCUAGCAACCAGUGCUGGAAAUCAGCAGGCUCUGAACUUUACCCGUUUUCUCGACCAGUCGGGACCCCCAUCUGGAGAUGUGAAUUCCCUCGAUAAGAAGGUGGUGCUGGCAUUUAGGCACCUGAAGCUGCCCGCAGAGUGGAAUGUGUUGGGGACAGAUCAGAGUUUGCAUGAUGCUGGCCCACGAGAGACGUUGAUGCAUUUUGCUGUGCGGCUGGGACUGCUGAGGUUGACGUGGUUUCUGUUGCAGAAGCCAGGUGGCCGAGGAGCUCUCAGCAUCCACAACCAGGAAGGGGCGACGCCUGUGAGCUUGGCCUUGGAGCGAGGCUAUCACAAGCUGCACCAGCUUCUAACCGAGGAGAAUGCUAGAGAACCAGACUCCUGGAGCAGUUUAUCCUAUGAAAUACCAUAUGGAGACUGUUCUGUGAGGCAUCAUCGGGAGUUGGACAUCUAUACAUUAACCUCUGAGUCUGAAUCACAUGAACACCCAUUUCCUGAAGACAGUUACACUGGACACAUUUUUAAACUUAUGAACAUCCAACAGCAACUAACGAAAACAAACCUGAAGCAGAUGGACAAUCUUAAGGCCUUAAUGGUGACAGCACAGGAUCCUUCUGGUGCCCCAGAGACAGAUGGCCAGUUUCUUCCCUGUGCACCAGAGCCCAUGGACACUCAGCAACUUUCUUCUCCUGAAGAGACCGACAGCACUCAGUGCUGCCCAGGGAGCUCUGUUGCACAGACUGAAAGUCCCUGUGAUUUUUCAAGCAUAGUUGAGGAGGAGAAUACAGACUGUUCCUGUAGGAAGAAAAAUAAAGGCAUGGAAAGAAAAGGGAAAGAGGUGGGGCCAGCACCUAUUGUGGACUCUGGAGCUGUGUCUGAUCAAGACAGCUGCCUUCAGAGCUCGCCUGAUUGCGGAGUAAAGGGCACGAAAGGCCUUUUGUCUUGUGGAAACAAAAAUGAAGAAACUGUAACAAAACCUUCUGGAAUGCCCACAGAUCAGGAGUCUUUGAGCAGUGGAGAUGCUGUGCUGCAGAGAGACGUGGUCAUGGAGCCAGGCACAGCCCGGUAUUCCUCUGCAGGUGAGCUGGCAGGCGUUUUAACAACAGAUGUUGGUACCCCAGAGAGUGCAGGAGAAGCGGAACAUGGGCUCACGAACCCAGAUGCCACUGUCCAGACGCAUGUGCUUCCAGUAGGGGAAAGGACAAAGGAAAGAUUAGGGAACGCUAAUAUUGGCACAGCUGGAGCCUCUGACGUGCAAGUCACAAGUCAGCCUGUGGAUAAAGUCAGUGUUCCAAAUUGUGCCUCUGCCACCAGUUCCCUGGGUGGUAGCAAACCUGCUGAAUCUUCCCUUGCAUUUAGUAAUGAGGAAACCUCCAUUGAAAAAACAGCAGAAACGGAAGCUUCACGAAGUUGUGAGGAGAGUGCUGGUGCCGCAGUAGACCAGAAUUCUGUGGUGCUUCCAGCUGCUGCAGAAGACAAGGUUCCAGGUGGAUUAGAACCUUGCACUGUCUUAGCAGGCAUCGGUGAAGCAACGUCACCCUCAGAUUUAGCCCUUCCCGGGCUGGAAGUAGAUGUAAUGCCACACCAGAACUCAGAAACAAAUUCAUCUCAGGCUCGAAUCCAAAAGGGCAAAUCCUCACCCAUUUGUUCUACAACUGGAGAAGAUAAACUUUGCUCAGACGCCGCGUGUCAACAAAACACAGUGACUUCUAGUGGCGAGUUGGUUGCACAACUGUGUGAUAAUAUAGUUAGCCAGCCCAAAAGCACCGCAGCAAGGCAACCCAACUCACAAGAUCCACCCAAGGCCGCCCACUGUGAAGACCCACACGCUAAUACAAUCACCUCUGACCCUGUAAGGGAUACCCGGGAACGUCUGGAUUUUUGUCCUUUGAAAGUGAUGGAUAACGAAGGCCAAGGAAAAGAUGUGAGAUUCGAUAAACCUUUAACAAAUAUGCUUGAGGUGCCUUCACAUCCACAUCCAGUUGUCCCUAAAAUGGAGAACGAACUGGUGCCAGACCAGGCAGUAAUAUCAGACCGUACUUUCUUUCUGGCAAACAGUCCAGGCAGUGAAUCAGUAACCAGGGAUGACGCACUUUCUUUUGUCCCCUCCCAGAAAGAAAAGGGAACAGCAACUCCUGCACUACAUGCGGCUACAUAUUGUAGAGAUGGCCCAGACGGAGAUUCGAAUGAUCCUGAUACGCAGCCACUAGAAGACAGGACAGCAGGCCUGUCCACAUGCUUCACUGCUGCAGAGCCUCAGCCCAGGAUGGGGAAUACCAGUCUCACGGGACUUGGUGGAGAGCAUGAGGGUCCCGCCCCUUCAGCAGCUCCAGAAGUUCUGAGUAUCAAGGGGGACACAGACUCUUCCCUGCAAAAUGUGGGUAAGGCCACUUUGGCUUUAGAUUCAAUUUUGACUGAAGAAGGAAAAAUUCUGGUGGUUUCAGAAAGCUCUGGAGCUCAGGAACAAGAUAAGGAUAAAGCAGUGACCUGUUCCUCCAUUAAGGAAAAUGCUCUUUCUUCAGGAACAUUGCAGGAAGAGCAGGGAGAACCACUUCCUCAACAAGAGACUCCACAAUUUCAUGAAAAAUCUAUCUCAGCCACCUCUGCCAAGGACGAAGCACUUCAGCUAAGUAAUUCACCGGGUGCACCCUCUGCCUGUCUUAAGGCAGAAACUGAACAUAACAAGGAAGUGGCCCCACAAGUCUCACUGCUAACUCAAGGUGGGGCUUCCCAGAGCCUGGUGCUACCAGGAGCAAGUCUGAGUACAAACUCAAGGCAGGAAGCCUUGGGUGCAGAGCAGAACAGCUCCACUCUGUUGCCAUGUGUGUUGCCAGAUGGGUCUGAUGGGUCUGAGGCCCUUACUUGCAGUCAACCUUCUCCUCUGGAUGACGGAGUUAAGAACACUCAAUCCUCCUGGGGAAAACCUCAUGCUAGUGCCUGUGAGGUGAGUGGAAAUGUGGCUGUGGAUGUUACAGGGUUUAAUGAUCUACAAGAUACAGCUGAGCCCAGAAGAAAGAGUGUAUCACACAACACCCAAGACAUCCUGAUUCCAAACGUCUUGUCGAGCCAAGAGAAGGUGGUCAUCCUGGGUUUGCCAGUAGCUAUACAAGACAAAGCUGUGACUGACCCACAGGGAUUUGGAACCCCAGAGAUGGUACCUCUUAAUUGGGAGAAAGGGAAGCUGGAGGGAGCAGACCACAGCUGUAACACGGGCGACUCUGAGGAAGCCCAGAUAGACAGUGAAGCACAUCCUGUCCUACUGCAGCCUGCUGCCAAGGAGCUCCCCACAGAAAUGGGGCUCUCAGCCCAUGAUAAUGGGGCCCCAGCUGGCGAGAGGGAAGUUAUGCGAGGCCCGCCUUCAGGCAGGGAAAGGAGCACUCCCUCUCUACCUUGCUUGGCCUCUGCCCAAGCUGCACCUUUGCCUAAGGGAGUGGACUUGAUAGAGGAGGCUGCCAGCCGUAUAGUGGAUGCCGUCAUCGAACGAGUCAAGGCCACUGGAGCACUGCUUACUGAGGAGAAGGCCCGUCACACGUCAGUAUCCAGCGCUGAGUUGGGUCCCCUCACUGAAGGGCUAGAGAAUGCUUCUACAGAAAACAUGAUGAGUGCUUUCCCGCCUGGGGAGAGCCUGCCAGUGGGCGGUACUCAUGAGGAAGCCAGGGGGAGCCUUGGAGGCUGUUUUGCUGGAGGGGAGGAGCCAGAGAAGAUUAUUCUACCUGUGCAAGGGCCUGAGGCAGCAACAGAAAUGCCAGACGUGAAAGCAGAAGAUGAAGUGGAUUUUCUGAGUAAUACCGGAGCAAGUUCAGUUUCUGAAGCAGUGGCUGUAGGGAGCAUAGCUGCUACGCCGAAGAUGAAGCAAGGCCCAGUGACCCAGGCGAUAAACCGAGAAAACUGGUGUACAAUAGAGCCGUGCCCUGAUGCAGCAUCUCUUUUGGCUUCCAAGCAGAACCCAGAAUGUGAGAACUUCCUGGAUGUUGGACUGGGCAGAGAGUGUACCUCAAAACAAGGUGUACUUAAAAGAGAGUCUGGGAGUGAUUCUGACCUCUUUCACUCACCCAGUGAUGAAAUGGACAGCAUCAUCUUCCCAAAGCCCGAGGAAGAGCAGCUGGUCUGUGAUAUCACCGGAUCCAGUUCAUCUACCGACGACACGGCUUCUCUGGAUCGACAUUCUUCUCAUGGCAGUGAUGUGUCUCUCUCCCAGAUUUCAAAGCCAAGCAGGUCCAGAGAUCGGCAAAGCCUUGAUGGCUUCUACAGCCAUGGGAUGGGAGCUGAGGGCCGAGAAAGUGAGAGUGAGCCUGUUGGCCCAGGUGACAUGGAGGAGGAGGAGAUGGACAGUAUCACUGAAGUACCCGCAAACUGCUCUGUCCUGAGGAGCUCCAUGCGCUCUCUUUCCCCCUUCCGGAGGCACAGCUGGGGACCUGGGAAAAAUGCAGCCAGUGAUGCAGAAAUGAACCACCGGAGUUCAAUGCGAGUUCUUGGGGAUGUUGUCAGGAGACCUCCCAUUCAUAGGAGAAGUAUGAGCUGGUGCCCCUCUCGUGUGCAGUACUCUGCUGGCCUGAGUGCUGACUUUAAUUACAGAAGUUUCAGUUUAGAAGGCUUGACAGGAGGAGCUGGUAUCGGAAGCAAGCCAUCCUCAUCUCUAGAAGUAAGCUCUGUAAAUGCCAAAGAACUCAGACGCCCUUUCAGUGGUGAGCAACAGGGUGACUCUUUGGUGUCACUUUCAGAAGAGGAUCUAGAGUCAGACCACAGAGAACAUAAGAUGUUUGAUCAGCAGAUAUGUCACAGAUCUAAGCAGCAGGGAUUUAAUUACUGUACAUCAGCCAUUUCGUCUCCGUUGACAAAAUCUAUCUCGUUAAUGACUAUCAGCCAUCCUGGUUUGGACAAUUCACGGCCCUUCCACAGUACCUUCCACAAUACCAGUGCUAAUGUGACUGAGAGUAUAACAGAAGAGAACUAUAAUUUCCUGACACAAUGUCCCUCCAAGAAAGAUUUUGAAGUGAAGAGUGGAACAAAAGUGAGUCGUACAUUCAGCUACAUCAAGAAUAAAAUGUCCAGCAGUAAGAAGAGCAAAGAAAAAGAAAAAGAAAAAGAUAAGAUUAAGGAGAAGGAGAAAGAUUCUAAAGACAAAGAUAAGAAGACUCUCAACGGGCACACUUUCAGUUCCAUUCCUAUUGUGGGUCCCAUCAGCUGUAGCCAGUGUGUGAAGCCUUUCACCAACAAAGAUGCCUACACUUGUGCAAAUUGCGGUGCUUUUGUCCACAAAGGCUGCCGAGAAAGUCUAGCCUCCUGUGCAAAGGUCAAAAUGAAGCAGCCCAGAGGGAACCUUCAGGCACAGGACACAUCAUCACUGCCCACGGUCAUUAUGAGAAACAAGCCCUCACAGCCCAAGGAGCGUCCUCGGUCCGCAGUCCUCCUGGUGGAUGAAACCACUUCCACCCAGAUAUUUGCUAAUAGACGGUCCCAGCAGAGUGUCUCGCUCUCCAAAAGUGUCUCCAUACAGAACAUUACUGGAGUUGGCAAUGAUGAGAACAUGUCAAACACGUGGAAAUUCCUGUCUCAUUCAACAGACUCACUAAAUAAAAUCAGCAAGGUCAAUGAAUCAACAGAAUCACUUACUGAUGAGGGAGUAGGUACAGACAUGAAUGAAGGACAACUACUGGGAGACUUUGAGAUGGACUCCAAACAGCUGGAAGCAGAGUCUUGGAGUCGGAUAAUAGACAGCAAGUUUCUAAAACAGCAGAAGAAAGAUGUGGUCAAACGGCAAGAAGUGAUUUAUGAGUUGAUGCAGACAGAGUUACAUCACGUUCGCACUCUCAAGAUCAUGAGUGACGUGUACAGCCGUGGGAUGAUGACAGAUCUGCUUUUUGAGCAGCAGAUGGUAGAAAAGCUGUUCCCCUGUUUGGAUGAGCUGAUCAGUAUCCAUAGCCAAUUCUUUCAGAGGAUUCUGGAGCGGAAGAAGGAGUCUCUGGUGGAUAAAAGUGAAAAGAACUUUCUCAUCAAGAGGAUAGGGGAUGUGCUUGUAAAUCAGUUUUCAACUGUGAAUGCAGAACGUUUAAAGAAGACAUACGGCAAGUUUUGUGGGCAACAUAACCAGUCUGUAAACUACUUCAAAGACCUUUAUACCAAGGAUAAGCGUUUUCAGGCCUUUGUAAAGAAGAAGAUGAGCAGUUCAGUUGUAAGGAGGCUUGGAAUUCCAGAGUGCAUAUUGCUUGUAACUCAGCGGAUUACCAAGUACCCGGUUUUAUUCCAAAGAAUAUUACAGUGUACCAAAGACGAUGAAGUGGAGCAGGAAGAUCUAGCACAGUCCUUGAGCCUGGUGAAGGAGGUGAUUGGAGCUGUAGACAGUAAAGUGGCAAGUUAUGAAAAGAAAGUGCGUCUCAAUGAGAUCUAUACAAAGACAGAUAGUAAGUCGAUCAUGAGGAUGAAGAGUGGACAGAUGUUUGCCAAGGAAGAUUUGAAACGGAAGAAGCUCGUACGUGAUGGGAGUGUGUUUCUGAAGAGCACAGCAGGAAGGUUGAAAGAGGUUCAAGCAGUUCUCCUCACUGACAUUUUAGUUUUCCUUCAAGAAAAAGACCAGAAGUACAUCUUUGCAUCAUUGGACCAGAAGUCAACAGUGAUCUCUUUAAAGAAGCUGAUUGUGAGAGAAGUGGCACACGAGGAGAAAGGUUUAUUCCUGAUCAGCAUGGGGAUGAAAGAUCCAGAGAUGGUGGAAGUCCAUGCCAGCUCCAAAGAGGAACGAAACAGCUGGAUUCAGAUCAUUCAAGACACAAUCAACACGCUGAACAGAGAUGAAGAUGAAGGAAUUCCUAGUGAGAAUGAGGAAGAAAAGAAAAUGUUGGACACCAAAGCCCGAGAAUUAAAAGAACAACUUCAACAGAAGGACCAACAAAUCCUCCUCUUGUUGGAGGAGAAGGAGAUGAUUUUCCGGGACAUGGCUGAGUGCAGCACUCCCUUGCCAGAGGAUUGCUCCCCGACGCAUAGCCCUAGAGUUCUCUUCCGCUCCAACACAGAAGAGGCUCUCAAAGGAGGACCUUUAAUGAAAAGUGCAAUAAAUGAAGUGGAGAUCCUUCAAGGUCUGGUCAGUGGAAGUCUGGGAGGCACACUUGGGCAGACUGUCAGCAGCCCAGUAGAGCAAGAAGGCGUGGUCAGUCCUGUUUCCCUGCCCCGGAGAGCAGAGACCUUUGGAGGAUUUGACAGUCAUCAGAUGAAUGCUUCAAAAGGAGGCGAGAAGGAAGAAGGAGAUGACGGCCAAGAUCUUAGGAGAACGGAAUCGGAUAGUGGCCUUAAAAAGCAGGUUGUCCAGAGCAUUGUUCAUCUCCACGAGCUCCUCAGCACUCUGCAGGGCGUGGUGCUGCAGCAGGACAGCUACAUUGAGGACCAGAAGCUGGUGCUGAGCGAGAGGACGCUCACCCGCAGCUUGUCCCGCCCGAGCUCCCUCAUUGAGCAGGAGAAGCAGCGCAGCCUGGAGAAGCAGCGCCAGGACCUGGCCAACCUGCAGAAGCAGCAAGCCCAGUACCUCGAGGAGAAGCGCAGGCGUGAGCGCGAGUGGGAAGCUCGUGAGAGGGAGCUGCGGGAGCGGGAGGCCCUGCUGGCCCAGCGCGAGGAGAAGGUGCAGCAGGGGCAGCAGGACCUGGAGAAGGAGCGGGAGGAGCUCCAGCAGAAGAAGGGCACGUACCAAUAUGACCUGGAGCGACUGCGUGCUGCCCAGAAACAGCUCGAGAGGGAGCAGGAGCAGCUGCGCCGUGAGGCAGAGCGGCUGGGCCAGAGGCAGGCGGAACGGGACCUGUGUCAGGUUUCCCAUCCACAUACCAAGCUGAUGAGGAUCCCGUCGUUCUUCCCCAGUGCUGAGGAGCCGCCCUCGCCAUCUGCACCUUCCAUAGCCAAAUCAGGGUCAUUGGACUCAGAGCUUUCAGUGUCCCCAAAAAGGAACAGCAUGUCUCGGACACACAAAGAUAAGGGGCCUUUUCACAUACUGAGUUCAACCAGUCAGACAAACAAAGGAUCAGAAGGACAGAGCCAGGCCCCUGCAUCCACCUCUGCCUCUACCCGCCUGUUUGGAUUAGCUAAGCCAAAGGAAAAGAAGGAGAAAAAAAAGAAGAACAAAACCAGCCGCUCUCAGCCCGGUGAUGGUCCCACAUCAGAAGUAUCAGCAGAGGGUGAAGAGAUCUUCUGCUGACCCUCCUCUCUGCUGAGGCAGCUGCCUCCUGGUCCUGGCCAGCCCACCUCUCCUGCUGUCCCCGCAUGCACAAGUCUCUUACACUGGACGCCCACUGCUCCUCAGCGUCCAGUCCUCCUGGGCAGCCCCAGGUCCUGGACAAGAAGGAACAGAUGAUCUGAGUGUCAGGGUGGGGAAGGAGGCCCGGACUCUUGCUUCGGCCGUGAUUUGUGACUGCCCAGGACUCUCAGGUUGGGCUGGCCCUACUCAGGAUUACACUGAAAGUAGUGGCUCGUAAGUACAGGUGAUGGUUUUGGACACGUCAGGAAUUCCUAAAGACUAAAAGAGCAUUUCCAAAUAAGGUCUGGAACUCUGACUGCCUUUAAUUUGGGGGAACACAAAACCAAACAGCAGAUGUUCCAGACUUGACCUGUGUACAUACCCGGGGACCUGUCUGCAUACACAUGUGGGGAAUGCCACAAGAGGGCCCGGUCGGCACCAGCCAUCUGGGCAGCUUAGCUCAGCACAAGGGCCGUGCCUGGACUGACCUGGAGCCCCUGCACAUCAGUACUUCACCCGGUAAUCCUAUAGCCCACCCCGUGCACAUAUCACCCCUGUUUUGCAUGUAUUUCUCAUUUCUGGGAUGACAGACAUUUGUGAAACAGUGAGAAGGCUUGAUGUGUAUAAAACACGUGGUCUUCACCACCUUGAUCUCGGUGUUUCGGGCACUAAAGCAACAAAAAAACCCAUAGUAUCUCAUUUCGUCAUCAAAUCCAGAAGAAAUACGCUGGUUUUCCAGGAUGUUGACCCACAUGUUUUGGCCACAGAUUAAAGUGAAGUGGCCUAGUCACCAUUAUCCCUGCAGCAUGACAUUUUGGUUGUCACCACUCAGAAGAGGCCACGGCCUUCUGGCUGUGAUCCUGAGCCCCCAUCGUGGCUCUCCCAGAUAGCAGCCGCCGGGCCCUUGCUGGGUGAGGGCGCGCCCUGUAGGCACACCACCGCCAGGGGUCAGCCUCCCGCCCAGGCCGGGCAGAAGCAGUGCUCUGGAGUUAGGACAGCUGGCUGAGAAGGGGUUCAGGUGAAGGGUUAAGCCAUGUGUAGCAGGUCCUGCCAGUGCAGACCUGGAGAGGAGCUGGUCGGGGGGGGCGUGGUUGUGAAAGUGCCCUUUUGAUGUUAGGAGGCCUUGGCAAAAUUGGAUUUCUUAAAAAAUGUUUUCAAUCUAAAGGUCUGUUGUUGAACUGUACUCUGCCCCUGAAAGAGGCCACAGCUGCUGCCUGCUGCUCAGCUUUGCUUUUGCUUUCCUGAUGUGUUUUGAUCUGUGUUCGCUUGAGGCUCUCCCCAGCUGGUGUGUGCAGGAUGGUUCAUGGUGAUGUUUCCCUCGGAGGCCCCGGACACCAGAAGGGAGGCCGUGGAAAAUUCUGUGCUUCAAACGUGGCCUUCAGUUCUUGCUUUUUUGCCCGUCAGAAGCAUGGGGCUUUGAGCACACCUAGAAAAUCUGUAACUUGGUGCUUAUUAAUGAAUUGCAAGCUGGCCUUGCAGAUGGAGAUAUUUAUCUUUCAGUUUAUUUGAAAGAGGUCUGGUUUGGAACUUUUAGCCUAGAUUUGUUUUAUUUAUUGUAUAUGUGUGUUUGUGUUUUUCUUUUUUAAGGGUGAACCAGGACUAGCCCAAGAGUCUAAACUUACCUGAUCAAUGCACAGUGAAGUGACAGCCAGCAUCUCACUCUGUCUUUCCAAGUGCCUUGAAGGCCCAGAUGAAAUUUUAAGGGGAGGGGUCCAUGUCCUUCCCUCCCCCACCCCAUCUUGUUCUUUAACCAAAGGAUGUCUUCUCCCUUGUUUGACAAUGAAGAAAUUCGCCACCUCUGAGCUACCCUUGCCUUUUUUUUUUUUUUUUUUUUGUCAUGGAGAAGUCCUACCCUUUAGAAACAGACUUCAAGGCCAAAACCUGCUGAUUUUUCUGUUGAAAACAUCAUGUCCCCUUGCAAAGACCCUAAACAGAAAGCUAAGUUGCUUUCUUUCACCAAGCCAUGCAACUCCAAGUUACAGCUGAAACUGUUGUGACUUUCCUCAGAUGUACCACGGGGCUUGGCUGUCUGUUCUGGUCACUGGCUCUGAGUUCCCCUCCCGGCGUUCGCAGGAGGGCGGUACUGAACCUGCAUUCUUCUCCUUGUAGAUGUAGGCCGGGUGCCCCUGUUCUCCAGGCUUGGAACAUCAAGGGGUUGGUGCUGAUUGGAUUAAAUCGCGUACGUGCUCUUCACAAAAACACCGUGGAUGAAGUUAGAGCACGUGGCCACAGAUCUUGACUUCCGUGUUAGAGUGCCUUUUACCCCCCAGCUGUGAUGCUUCCCCUGUCUUGGUUGUUUUAGCCGUCUUUUUUAAAAAUGGAGAUUUCACCUCUGUCCAGACCCCACUAACUUAAAGCGAUUUGGUCAGGUUCUGGUUGGACAAGUUUAAAAUCAGAAGGGUAGUGCCCAGAAUUCCCCUGGCCACCCGCCUUCAUCCAGGAAUAGAGUCUGCGGUGCAGAAAGAUCCACUUACCAAGAACUGUGCUCACAUACCUUUGUCGUCAUCUUCCUCCUUGGAAGUUGUCCUCGAGGGGAUUUGUUCCUGUGCUCGGGAUUUAACUGGGAUGGUGGCUGCCUGUGCUUUUGCUCAUGACCUUGACAAUGCUGUAGUUGCUGGAUCUAAUGGCCUGUCUUGGUUUCUCUCACAUGAGAAAGGGUUGUUUUCUGGGGUGACUCGGACUGAAUUCCCCAUACUGUUCCCACACCAGGAUGCCAUGUUCUCCAAGCUAAACAAAGCAGGGGCCUGAACUUGUGCUUAUUUUGGGGGGAGAGAUGGAAUUACUAUCCAGAGUCCCCAGAUUUCCAGAAUCAAGUGAACUUCAUGGAAGGAGGCUGCAUCUUCUCUCAAUUCCAGUCAUCUCAGUUGUCAUCCCAGUUGGGUGACACGUGCACUUUAAACGCUCUCAUCGGUUGGUUUCACUUUCGAGACAAUCAAAUGUAUUGGCUGUGUUUUCUUAGAAAAUGGAGAGGGUUAAAAACAUGCAAACUGCCACAUUCAACCCUUGCCAGUAUUUCCUCUGCCCCCGUGAGAGCUUCUGGAGGGAAGAGUCCUUACCAAGAUUUUUUUUGGAAAGGUACGAAUCUUACCUUUUUUUCCCCUUAUAUGUCUCAGGGUAAUACUAUUGAGAGUCACCCCUUUGCUAAUUUUCACCCCUUUGCUAUUCGUUACCUUCCUUAGGCCUCAGUAUUUGUCGUGAACACAAAGUUUUGAGACCCUUGGCUUUGUGUCUUCAUGGGAGAGGGGAGGUGUUAGUGUGUGCGAGGGUCCACCCUGAUAAGCCCUGCCUUAGUACAGGGUGGGACCACGCCCUUAGGGGCCAGAGCUGGAAGCCGAAGUUGCUGAGUUGCUGUCCGCAGAAGUGCUUUCAUCAUUGUCUCUAGGGCUUUUUCCCUUCAGGUCUUUCUUCCCAAGGAUGUUGGUAUUUGCAUUGGAGUUGAGGUUUACUGUAAUGAUGGGUGGUCCGUCUGUGCCCAGAGGACAGCCAGGCUCUGGGAGGAGGUUUCGAAAGACAGUCCUGGUGAAUGGGCUUCAGUGGUCACAGGGAGAGUGGCUGUGAGGUGACGAUGUGCACGCUCUGUGGUUGGAUGUCCAUGGAAAGCAGGAGCCUAGAGCUAACCCUGUGGAUGAAAGGGGAGCGGCUGUGGAGAUCCGUGUGCCUUGCCUCCUUCCGCAGGACCGCCCAGGUGUGUGGCCACCUCCAGGCAUGUCCCAGCCAGCCAGCCCCCCCAUCCUCAGAGACAAAGAAGAGGGCAGAGUUUGGGCUUGGAUCUGAACUUUCCUUUCAAUGUAGCGGAGCAUUCCUAGUUCACCAGAGCCUUAGAGUCCACUGCCUGCUGGCCGGGCUUUACAAUGAAAAGUAUUUUAAUGCUGCCAUAAAAAAAAAAAAAAAAAAAAAAAAAAAAAAAAGGAAGGGAAAAUACAGGCAUCUUUCCAAGUACUUAUCUAAUUUGUCAAAAGAUUGACAGGCCCUGAAGGGGCAACCUUACACACUCAUCCCCUGCCUUCGAAGUGUGUGACCUACCCUACAACCGGCUGGGGCCACCUGUGCUGCAGUCCCGAGGGGCUUCUGCAGGAAGCACACACCCCACCCCUUCUGCGGCGGGAAAUUUUCCCCUGCCCUUCAUCAGCACCUGAGGCCGUGGGCAGUCCCUGUGCACUGGCCCUGGAGCGUUCCUGGUGAGGUGCCUGUGGUUCAGCCUUGGCCCCUGCUCUCCUGUGUUCUGCUGCCCGUGUGGGGUUCCCAGGGGAGAUACGGGGAGGAGGGUGGUUGGGACACCCCGGAUACCUCUGCUGUCACUGCUUCUUUCCAAAUGCUCUAUGGACACUUCCGUGCUAAACCCUAUUAAAUACAAAGACGGGUUAUAACCCAGAUGCUGUAUAUUAAUUUGUAAUUAUGUAUAAAGUGAAGCAGUUUUAAACUGUAAAGGUUUUUUUCAGUGUGUUUUCUGGAAUUUGCCACAGCAAACUGGCUUUGUAUUUUAUUUAUCUUUCUUUCUAGUUACCAGCUUCAGACUCUUGUAAAGUCCCCCUCUGCCCUUUCAAACAAAAUAAAUUCCCUGUGAAGUCUUG